Molecule: messenger RNA, 2640 nt
Organism: Rhineura floridana
Lineage: Eukaryota; Metazoa; Chordata; Lepidosauria; Squamata; Rhineuridae
Product: vomeronasal type-2 receptor 26-like
Exons: 6
Coding region: 1-2640 (879 amino acids)
Biological process (GO): G protein-coupled receptor signaling pathway
Cellular component (GO): membrane
Molecular function (GO): G protein-coupled receptor activity
Source: RefSeq, a predicted model, not a curated record
AUGGCAGCAAUGUUUUUGUGGUUGCUCGUCUUUCUGUGGCUGCAGCUGCCUUCAGCUAAGGGAAAGGAAGACAAUGUUGUGUGUGCCAUAACUGAUCCUUUCCAGAUUCCAUAUGAGUAUUUUCAGAAAGGGGACCUAAUCAUUGGAGAGAUGACAUCACAACUUGGAUGUGUAAUUGAAGAAUUACAUUUUAGUGAACCCCCCAAAACAAAAUUCAUAGAUCAACUUCUGGCAAUAUCGAAGAAAUACCAGCAUGUUCUUUCCUUGGUAUUUGCCGUCAAGGAGAUCAAUGAGAACCCCAAGAUGCUACCAAAUGUCAGCCUGGGGUUCCACAUCUAUGACAGCUACACAAAUGCAAGGAUGACUCAUCAGAAUACCCUGAAUCUUCUGUCCACCACAGAAAAAAUUAUCCCCAACUUCAAAUGUGACAAACAAAAGAAUCUGAUUGCUGUCACUGGAGGACUUGAUUCAGACACCUCCUUUCACAUGGCUACUAUCUUAGGCAUCUACAAGAUUCCACAGGUUGCCAACUGUGUAGUAGCUCCAGUGAGUAGUGUUCAAUUCCAGUUCCAUUCCUUCUACCGGAUGGUCCCAAAUGAACAAUAUCAAUACAGAGGGAUGGCUCAUCUACUUCUGCAUUUCCAAUGGACAUGGGUGGGGAUUGUUGCAUCAGAUGAUGACAACGGAGAGAAGUUCAUGCAAACCUUGAUGCCAAUGCUCUAUCAACAUGGAAUCUGUACAGCCUUUAAUGAAAAAACACCAUCCAUAUCUCAUGCUCUAGAUAAUUUCAGUUCAUUAGAAUUAAUCAGGGCCAAGUCCUUUUCUGUAAUAGUCUCAGAAGUUAAAGUAUUGGUUGUAUGUGCUGAACCUCAGACUAUGACAGCUUUGAUAUGGAUGAUAUAUUUCUUUUCAUUAUUAGAAGGUAUUGCAGAGAUUUCUAUGGCCAAAGUGUGGAUUAUGACAGCUGAAUGGGAUUUCUCACUUGAAACACUGCAUAGGGGCAUUGAUAUACAAGUAUUUGAUGGUGCCUUGUCUUUUGCAAUUCAUUCAAAUGCCAUACUGGGGUUUACAGAAUUCCUGCAGCUCCUACAUCCUGACUCUGCCAAAGAGGAUGGUUUUAUCGGGAUCUUUUGGCAACAGGCAUUCAACUGCUUGUUUUCUGAUUCUAAUGAGCACCACAAAAACAUAACUACUUGCACUGGCCAAGAGAAGCUGGAGAGCCUUCCUGGUGCUCUUUUUGAAAUGAGCAUGACUGGUCAAAGCUACAGCAUCUAUAAUUCAGUCCAGGCCAUUGCACAUACUUUACAUAAGGUGUACUCAUCCAGAACAAACCACAGAACAAUAGCACAUAGUCUUAGACUGAAUCAUCGAAAUCUGCAACAUUGGCAGCUUCACCCUUUCCUGAAGCAUAUCUCAUUUAACAACAGUGCUGGGGACACAGUGUCUUUAGACGAGAAUGGUGAACUAGCCUCUGGAUUUGAUAUUAUAAACUGGGUUACUUUCCCAAACCAAUCUUUCUUACGAGUGAAAGUAGGAAGAAUAGAUCCACAGGCAUUGCCAGGCCAAGAGUUCACUGUGAAUCAGGAGGCCAUCACAUGGCACAGCACAUUUAAUCAGGUGGUGCCGCUUGCAGUGUGUAAUGCCCACUGUUAUCCAGGCUACAGCAAAAAAAAGGAGGGGAAACCAUUCUGUUGCUACGAUUGUGAUCCAUGUCCGGAUGGGAUGAUUUCAAACCAAAAAGACAUGAAUUAUUGCUUCAAAUGCCAAGAAGAUAAAUUUCCAAACAAGCAUCAAGAUCAAUGCAUUCCCAAGAUUCUUCAUUUCCUCUCUUUCUCAGAACCUCUAGGGCUGAGUUUAGCUGUCUUGGCUCUGUCUUUUUCUCUGAACACAGCUUUGGUGUUUGGAGUCUUCACUAAACAUCAUAAAACUCCCAUUGUCAAAGCCAACAAUUGGGAUCUCACAUACUCUUUGCUCAUCUGUCUUUUCCUCUGCUUCCUUUCCUCAUUGCUGUUCAUUGGCCAUCCUCACAUAGUGACCUGCUAUUUAAGACAAACCACUUUUGGCAUUAUCUUUUCAGUUGCUGUGUCUUGUGUAUUGGCCAAAACCAUCACAGUGGUUCUAGCUUUCAUGGCCACCAAACCAGGAUCCAGGAUAAGGAAAUGGGUGGGGAAAAGAUUCACAAACUGUAUCUUGCUUGGUUGCUCCUUUAUUCAAAACAUUAUUUGCGUUGUAUGGCUCUCUACUGCUCCUCCAUUCCCAGAUUUUGACAUGCACUCUCUGGCUGGAGAAAUCAUUGUGGAAUGCAAUGAAGGUUCAUUCUCAUUGUUUUAUUGUGUCUUAGGUUACCUGGGAUUCUUGGCGAUUAUCAGUUUCACUGUGGCUUUCCAUGCCAGGAAGUUGCCAGACAGUUUUAAUGAAGCCAAGUUCAUCACUUUCAGUAUGUUGGUGUUUUGCAUUGUGUGGUUAUCCUUUGUUCCCUCGUACCUGAGCACCAAGGGGAAAUACAUGGUGACUGUGGAAAUCUUCUCCAUCUUGGCCUCUAGUGCUGGGCUAUUGGGUUGUAUAUUUUUCCCCAAAUGCUACAUAAUUAUCUUGAGGCCUGACCUGAACAGCAAAGGACACUUAAUUAGGAGAAAUUAA